AUGGAAGAUGGGGUGUUUUAUGACUCGAAACAAAAUAUGGAAAGAAUCAGCGAGGUUGAACGGCUUUUCGGGUUCCCAUCCAAUAAACUGGUAACUACAAAUCGUGUAUUGGUAGGAGAGGGUGUUCUUACUAAGAUAUGCAGGAGGAAGCCCAAACUAAGACACUUUUUCUUGUUUAAUGAUGUCCUGAUUUAUGGAAGAAUUGUUGUGAACAGAAAAGUCCUUCGCAAUCCUCAGUUUAUUGACCUUGCGGAUGUCUCUGUGAAGAACGUUUUGGACAACGGCAUCUACCGAAACGGAUUUUCAAUCCUUAGUCCUAGAAAGUCUUUCACUGUUUACGCAAGUACAUCUGAAGAAAAAGCUCAGUGGGUAGUUCAUUUGAGGAAGUGCAUUUCGAAUUCCCUCCAUUCCACUAAGCAGUCUGAUUCAAUCAAAAAAUCACCGAUUUGGAUUCCAGAUUCAGAAGCAUCACAUUGUAUGGUAUGUGGUACUACGGAAUUCAACUUGGUUCAUCGUCGGGUAAGUUGUUCAAUACUUUGAAGAUAAUUUAGUUUUCUAUGUUUUGUUUGUUUUCCUGUGUUUUCUUCUUUUCGGCUGAGUUUGUCAGAGUCCAUCGAUCAGAAAAUGUAGUUGUUAUCUUUCCAUGCUGAUCGGACUUAGUUUUUUUGUGAUGACCUGUAUUAUGCUAACCAGAAUGCUUAUUCCCUAGGCUCCCGCUAUAUAACGUUUUUAAGGGACUGAUUCCCAUCAACUCUUAGUUCAAAGAUAGGGAUUGAAAUAUUCUAAUGCGUUGACAAACUGGUCGAAGAACCAGCAAAGACAGGACUCCAAGUGGACAAAGACAAGACGGAGGUUAUGGAAAUAACCAACCAAUCAACAACAACAACAGCAACAUCCAGCGCCAAUCACCAUCAACGCGAGGGAUUUGAAAGAGGAUACUUCAUUCACUCACUUAUCUAGCUUCGAGCAUUGUCUCAACUAGAGGGAGUCGGAACGGACGAGGAUGUCAAAUCGAGCGAGAAUCGGGAAGGCGAGCGAGAAACACAUUCAUCAACCUGACUGAAACCAAUCUGGAAAUCUUCGUCACUCAGCCAGCAUCAACAACAAAAUUCGGUCAGAUUUUCAAUACAAACAGCGUCAAGUCAGUCACUUCUUCUAUACGGAUCAGAAACUUGGCGGUCGGGUCACAAAAAAUAUUUCCAACAGGCUAUUGCAGACCUUCAUCAACAACUAACCGUCUUCGCUGGAUCUAUACUGAAGAUCAGAUGAUCGGGCCGGAAAGAAUCACCAACAAGAAACUAUGGGCACAAACAAACAAAACAAGAACAAACCAAUCGCCAACCAACAGAUAUGCAGGAGAAAGUGGAGAUGGAUAGAUUGGACACUCACUCACCGAGGAGGCCGCUGGGUGACAUCGCGCGCGCGUCAGGCCAUUUCUCGAGUGGAACCAGGCCGAAAGGUAAGCAGGCAGCGAGUGGGACGUCAGUGCAAGGGUGACAUGAAGGAGAUUGUGUGAAGAUGAGUUGAAACAUUAUGGACUAACAUGGAUGGAUGCAGGUGAAAAGUACAGCAGAAGACAGAAGCAAUUGGAGACGUGCAGUUGAAGCCCUAUGUUCCACUGGGAACCCAAGGGAACAAUAAUAAUAACAAUAAUAAUAUGUUGACUGAGACGAGACCCUUGAAAUGGUGUACCACGAAGAAUAUUUGUAUCCUGUUUUAGAUAAUAAUGUCACAAAGUAUUACUUAUCGUCUCAACAAACGUUUAUUUGAUUGCAUGCAUACCAGAGUGGAAUCACGUCUUUGGAACUUGAGUUUUUCCCUUAACCAGCUUUUGUUUUAUCACUCGAGUAGUAUGAUCUUGUGAAUAAUAUUUGGAAUGAAAUUGUAAUCGUGUCUAUUGCAAGUGUUCGAUGUUGAUUGGGUGAAGAAAGUUUUAUGUUAUCAGUCUUCUUUCUUUAAACACAUCUUUAUCUCGUCGUGUUGUCUAAUUUGCCUGACUGCGUAUAUUGCUACUGUUGAGUUUUUCUGCAG
Trichobilharzia regenti is the source of this 2031-nucleotide messenger RNA. The record is from the annotation of a GenBank genome assembly. NCBI's taxonomy places the organism in Eukaryota, Metazoa, Platyhelminthes, Trematoda, Strigeidida, Schistosomatidae.